Messenger RNA from Mizuhopecten yessoensis (Yesso scallop), 3130 nucleotides. Its product is annotated as peroxisomal acyl-coenzyme A oxidase 3-like. Gene Ontology annotation, cellular component: peroxisome. Bases 215 to 2401 code for a protein of 728 amino acids. NCBI's taxonomy places the organism in Eukaryota, Metazoa, Mollusca, Bivalvia, Pectinida, Pectinidae. Gene Ontology annotation, biological process: lipid homeostasis; fatty acid beta-oxidation using acyl-CoA oxidase. Gene Ontology annotation, molecular function: pristanoyl-CoA oxidase activity; fatty acid binding; FAD binding. The transcript is spliced from 13 exons. The record is from RefSeq and is a predicted model, not a curated record.
UUCAAUUUGAAGUGAAAAUUUUGACAUGUGUAUGAACUUUGGAGUGAAGUGAGAGGUUUGCUUCGUCUGAUACGCUCGUGAACCUUGUUUCUGUGCACGAUUGAUAACCUUAUGAUGAGCUCGAUGAUGGAUAUCUGAUAAGAUACUGGCUGCACUCACUCCUUUUUGACAUAUUGAUCCGUGGUCACUAACGCUACACAACUGUCUGCUUGAUAUGGGGGACCGUAGAGUGAAAUUCCAAGCAUCAUCUGGAACCCAGGAAGGUUUGGAUCCCGCUGUCGUUGUCCCUGGCUCGGAAAAUAUGCCGAAAGACUUGUCCGAUAUUGAACUCCUAAAGGAUCCACCACCGGGUCCUUUGGACGUGUACAGAAACCAGGCUUCUUUUGACUGGAAGAAAAUGAGAUUGUUUAUGGAUGGAGAAGAAAUUGUCAGAUACAAGAACAUGAUAUGGACCACACUGGAAAAAGAUCCACUAUUCUCCCAACCAAUGGUAACAGAAACUGUAGAAAAACAAAGAGAAUCAACAUUUUACAGGUGUAAACGUCUGUUUGAAUACAAUUUCCUGUCAGAAGAUGCGCUGUUUGACAAUCCCCUUAAACACAAGAUUUUGACAGACUGUCUAGGCAUGUAUAACUGGUCCCUCGGAGCUAAGUACCAGCUGGAUGUGGAGAUGACCGGGGGCACAGUUCAGGCCACUGGGUCAGCCAGGCAUGGAGAUAUCGUGGAAAAGAUUAAAAGUUUUGAAUAUUUUGGUUGUUUUGCCCUCACUGAACUGAGUCAUGGCAGCAACACCAAGGCAAUGAGAACCACAGCCACAUAUGACCCCAAAACAGAGGAAUUUGUUCUUCAAACCCCUGAUUUUGAGGCAACAAAGAUUUGGUCUGGGAACAUGGGAAAGAUGGCUACACAUGCCAUUGUGUAUGCCCAGCUGUACACACCAGACGGAAGCUGUCAUGGUCUCCAUUCCUUCAUAGUACCCUUCAGGGAUCCCAAUACGCUGCUGGCCUACCCAGGAGUUAUUGUCGGUGACAUGGGGGAGAAGAUUGGACAGAAUGGACUUGAUAAUGGCUUCAUGGCUUUCAAUGGCUACCACAUACCAAGGGAAACGCUACUGAAUAGAACAGGCGACGUCAAGGCUGAUGGCACAUAUGUCACUCCAUAUAAGGAUCCCAGUAAGAGGUUUGGGGCAUCACUGGGCGCUCUCUCUGGGGGACGUGUGGGUAUCACAGGAAUGGGUACCUGUAACCUGAAGCUGUGUAUGCCAAUCGCUGUACGGUACUCUGCAGUCAGGAGACAAUUUGGACCUGCAGGAGGAGAGGAAAUUCCCGUUCUGGAGUAUCAGUUACAGCAAUGGCGCUUGAUUCCCUAUCUGGCUGCCACCUACGCAUUGGAACACUUCUCUGACUCUUUUUUCAUGGAUUUUGUCGGGAUCCGUGUGGGCAUGUUGCUAGGUGACAAAUCUGACUGGCAGGCCGAGUUAGGUCGGGAGAUCCAUGCCCUGUCGUGUGCCAGUAAGCCACUUUCUGCCUGGAUUGCGCGAGAUGCUAUUCAGGAAAGUCGUGAAGCUUGUGGAGGACAUGGUUACUUCAAAGUGAACCGUCUAGGAGAGAUCCGUGACGACCAUGACCCUAACUGUACUUACGAGGGAGACAACAAUGUGAUCCUGCAGCAGACCAGUAACUACCUAUUAGGACUGCUGGAAUCAAACAUCAGAAGAGGUGAGGCGAUCAAUACCCCACUCAAAAGUGUCAACUUCCUCUCUGAUCUUGACGGGCUGCUCCAAACAACCUUUGAGGCUCGCACAGUGGAAGAUUGCUUCAACCCCGAAGUAUCCUUGCGAGCCUACAAAUGGCUAGUUGGUCGUCUGUUGGUGGACAGUGCUGAACGCCUUAAGGAGCAGGGCCAGGCUGGUAAAGACGCCUUCUCUGCAAGGAAUGAUAGUCAGGCCUACUAUUGUCGCUCUCUGGCUCUUGCCUACAUAGAGCACACUGUCCUGGACAGGUUCCAUCAGCUGGAGAUGGAAGGCAGGAAUGGUGACACACCUCCAGAACUCAAACCAGUCCUCAAUAAGAUGUGUGCUUUGUUUGGACUAUGGAGGCUAGAGAAACACCUGUCAACACUGUAUCAAGGGGGAUACAUCAAGGGAAGCAACCCUCCAAAGCUGAUCCAGGAAGCUAUACUCAAACUUUGCUAUGCUCUCAAGGGCGAGGCCGUUUCAUUGGUUGAUGCUAUUGCUCCAACAGACUUUGUGUUGAACUCUCCCAUUGGUCUGUCAGAUGGACAGAUUUACAAGAACCUAUAUGGAGCAAUGAUCCAAGGACCCAAUGCUUUGGAGCGUCCUGCUUGGUGGAAAGACUUUGUUGAUAACAAACCUGUGGUCGGCUCCAAGUCAAAAUUAUAAAAUACAGACAGAAGUUACACAGGCUAUGUUUGUGUAUUGUGAUAAAUCAGAAUGAGCUAUUUCUUGUGGAAGACAUUUGAACAAAUAACUGUUUAAGAGAACAGUGGAUGUUAUUUAAUGCAAAACAUUGCGAGAUACUCUUGUUUGUUUAACCUAAAUCGUGACCGAUUACACCUGAUACUGUGACUUGUUAUACACGACCAGAGUGUAUGGUACGUAUUAUCUAUCACGACCAGAGUGUAUGAUACUGUAAAACUUAUCAGAUAACUACCCUUUUAUCAGUGUGUAACAUGUACACUGAUUACAUUGUGUUAUUAAUGUGUUUAUGAACACCUAGCUGAGCUGUGAUUAACCAUAGGUUCCCAUUGUUCCAGUUGUGACGUAAUAACCAGGAUAACUUCACGACAUCAUAGACUUCCAAUUUCAUAAUGAUGUCACUAAGUAGAGUAACUCGGGUUGAUAAUUUAGAUUUUUGUUAGCCAGGGAAAAUGUUGUUUUCACUUUGCAACAGAUCUUGGCUAUGUGAUAUCAACUUUUUCACACAGAUAAUGAAGUACAUGGGCUCUAUAACGGUACAUGAAAAUAACUUACUCUGUUAUAAGAACAAUUCACAUUAAGUUCACAGUAAAUGAAUUUUACUCUGCAUUGUAUAGUACAUAAUAAUAUUUUACAAGUGCUUCAUUUAAAAUUUUUACUUUACUUUUUCAAAUUUUUUAAUCAGCAACAUUA